Messenger RNA from Chilo suppressalis (striped riceborer), 641 nucleotides. Lineage: Eukaryota; Metazoa; Arthropoda; Insecta; Lepidoptera; Crambidae. The record is from the annotation of a GenBank genome assembly.
CAUAGAGAAAAUAACGGAAAAAGAACCCGUGUUGUUAAAUAAAAUGUCAGAUUUCCUGUUUGAUGGGUUUCUGUCAUCCAAAAUUUGAGAAAUAUUUUUAGGCGAAAUUUUAUAAAAAUAUAUAUACCUGUAAACAACAAAUAUACAAAUAAUGUUUUCGAAAUUCUUACGAGCGACAGCCGCGCUCAAGUGGGGUCUAAAAUCUCGACAAAGUCAGAGUGCGAAGCAGUUUUCGGGCUUGAUUCCACCGAACCAGUAUGAUUCACCGAUACCGAAGAGACUGCAUUUGGGAUACGUGCUGAAGGAGUACUGGGAGACGAUACCUUUGUUCGUGACUACUUGCGCAGCGAUGUGUGUGUUAUUUGGAUCGAUUGCAUGGGCAUGUGCACAUAAAGUGGACGUAGUGUUUACGACGCACAACCGUGACAGCCUCUCGCGAACGAUGGAUCUGAGAAACCCUACGAUCAACAAGCUGGUCAUCAUCAACCAGCGGUACGAGCCAUGGCCGGAGAUGCAGGACUUACUCGACAAGAUGAAGAACGCGGAGAAGCGUGCCCUGCUCCGAGCGCAGUCCUGCAACCAGCCUUGACCAUAACAACUUCACUACGGGAACGGCGCCUGCGUGAAAUUAUAUUAAAAAA